AUGACCGAAGCUCAUACACGUGCGCCGACUCGCUACAAACAUACGCCCCUGGACUUCGCGAAAAAACAAAUUCGUCUCAUCAGGCUCCUUUCACAGUCCGACUCAACCGCCCUUGAAUGCGAAAUAUCAAUAUUCGACGCCGACGCGCCGCCAGAGUACUAUGCUCUUUCCUACACCUGGGACGACGAGCACUCGCCGAAACAAGCACUCUCGGUACUCGGAGACAAUUUAGAGAUCGGAGAGGCUAUGCACAACUUUUUGCAAAGCUGGCGAAGGAGGGCAGAAGGUUGGAAGUGGCUUUGGUGCGACCAGCUCUGUAUCGACCAAGGCGACAACCUGGAGAAAGGUCACCAGAUUCCGCUUAUGGCAUCAAUCUACUCUCGAUGCUACUGCGUAAUUGUCUGGUUUAGUCUACAUUUCAGCACAAUAGAGGAACUGCUUGAUCAUCGCUACUUCACGCGACUCUGGAUCAUACAAGAAAUUCUGCUUGCACCACAGGUAAUAUCUCUCUGUGGUGAUACAGAGAUAUGUUGGUCUGAUCUGUACGCACAUUGCGUGCGUCUACCUGAAGGAGAGUACAAUGAAAGCUCAGAAAAGACGAAUCGGGCAGCAACCACCGCGCUGUUCUUCACUCGAAAAUCCGAGUUUGAGAGCAACAAAACAGAGAGCUUCUCUCGACUGUUCAUAAUGUAUGGUCGAAAAGAAUGUAGAGAUCCACGCGACAAAGUCUAUGGCCUGCUUAGUCUCAUCGAUGAGCGACACCGACCCGUCGUCGACUAUAGCAAACCGGCCUUAGAAGUGUUCUAG
Molecule: messenger RNA, 807 nt
Organism: Alternaria atra
Lineage: Eukaryota; Fungi; Ascomycota; Dothideomycetes; Pleosporales; Pleosporaceae
Exons: 1
Coding region: 1-807 (268 amino acids)
Source: RefSeq, a predicted model, not a curated record